CCGUAGAGACCUCAGUUCUUUGGAGGUAGAGAGAGGCGCGCCAGUGUGACAGCAUGGUAACUGAGGAGUAAAACAAGUAAUAAACAUGGUGUUCGAGUCGCUGGUGGUGGACGUCCUGAACAGGUUCUUGGGGGACUACGUGGUGAACCUGGACAGCUCACAGCUAAAGCUUGGGAUUUGGGGAGGAGAUGCAGUGUUAAGAAACCUUGAAAUAAAGGAAAAUGCUCUGAGUCAGUUGGAUAUUCCUUUUAAAGUUCGAGCUGGGCACAUAGGGCGGCUGGAGCUGAAGAUUCCAUGGAAGAACCUGUACACCCAGUCUGUGGAAGCUACGCUGGAUGGAGUUUACCUGCUCAUUGUCCCCGCUGCCAGUAUAAAAUACGAUGCGGAGAAAGAGGAGAAGCAGCUGCAGGAGGCGAGGCAGAGGGAGCUGCAGCGGAUCGAGGAGACCAAACAGAAAGCAGCAGAGAAAGACGACCCCAAGCUGGAGAAGCAGGACACGUUUGUCGAGAAGCUGGUGACUCAGGUGAUAAAAAACCUGCAGGUGCAGAUCUCCAACAUCCACAUCCGAUAUGAGGACCAGGUAACCAACCCCAACUGCCCAUUGUCCUUUGGAGUGUCACUUCAGAACCUCAGCCUUCAGACCGCAGAUGAGAACUGGACUCCGUGUCUGUUGGAUGACAAAGCCAAACUCUUCUACAAGAUCGUUCGUCUGGACAGCCUCUUCGCCUACUGGAACGUGAACUCCGAGCUGUACUCCAAUCACAUGCCGGACGAGGCCCUGAGGUGCCUGAAGGACAGCAUUGCCGUGCAGAACCACAUUCCGCAGGACUAUGACUUCAUCUUCCGGCCGAUCUCGGCCCGGGCGAAGCUGAGGAUGAACCCGCGCUCGGACCUGGACUUCUCAGCGCCCAAAGUGGACCUGGUGGUCAACCUGCCGGAGGUGGCGGUGGAGCUCAACCGGCUGCAGUAUGUGAGUAUCCUGGAGCUUCUGGGGUCCGUGGACAUGAUGUCACGCAACCUGCCCUACAGGAAGUACCGCCCUGACGUGCCCGUGCACACCAACGCCUACCAAUGGUGGCGGUAUGUGAUAACGGGCAUCCUGGAGGUGAACGUGAAGCCGGCGCUGCACAUGUGGUCCUGGAAGCACAUGAGGGCUCACCGCAAGAAGGUCAAGCGCUACCGAGAGCUCUACAAGAUCAAGAUCACCAGCAAGAAGCCCGCGGAGGACGUCCUGCGGGAGCUGGAGGAGCCCGAGAAAACGCUGGACAUCUUCAACAUCACGUUAGCGCGCCAGCAAGCGGAGAUGGAGGCGUCGAAGGCGGGGCUCAGGAUCUACCGGCCGGGGGUGAAGGUGGAGGAGGAGGAGUCCCAGGGCUGGUUCGGGUGGAUGUGGGGCUGGUCCAGCGACAGCACCGCCCCGAAGGAGGUCAAGUCCGGAGGGUUCGAUGAGUUCAUGACCCCUGCAGAGAAGGCCAGGCUCUACACUGCCAUUGGUUACAGCGAGACAGCUGUCAAUCACAACCUGCCCAAGAACUUUGAGGAUAUGAAGAUCAAUUUCCAGUUGAUAAGCAUGUCCAUUUCGAUCAAAGAGAGCAAGAGCAAGCCGGAAAUAAUCAGGCUGGCUGUGAUGGACCUCCGGGCCUUGUUGACACAGAGACCGGGAGCGCAAGCUGUUAAGCUCUCCGCGCAGCUGAACUCGUUCGAGGUGACGGGUCUCCCGCGGAACCGGAGGGCCCCCACCCUGCUGUCGUCCCGCACGGUGGAGCGGGCCAGCAAGGAGCCGCUGCUCAGCGUGAUGUUCGAGACCAACCCGCUGGACGCCUGCGCCGACCAGCGCCUGCACGUGCAGUCCCAGCCGCUGGAGAUCGUCUACGACGCCGUGACGGUAAACAGCAUGUCUGCGUUCUUCAUGCCACCGCAAGAGCUGCAGCUGGACGAGCUGACCUCCGCCACCCUCAUGAAGCUGGAGCAGUUCAGAGACCGCACGUCUACAGGCCUGAUGUAUGUCAUUGAGACCCAGAAGGUUCUGGAUCUGAAGUUGAACCUCAUGGCAUCCUAUGUCAUCGUUCCCGAAACGGGCUUUUAUGAGACCGCCCAGAACCUGGUGCUACUGGACCUGGGGCAUCUGAAGGUGACCAGUAAGAGCAGACAGGAGCUGCCGCAGCUGUGCGCGGGGCGGAACACGCUGGAGGACAUCAUGUCUCGCGCGUACGACAGCUUCGACGUGCAGCUCAGCAGCCUGCAGUUCCUCUACAGCAAAAUGGACGGAGACUGGAAGAGCGCCCGGCACCAGAAGCAGUCGGACCUGCACAUCCUGGAGCCGGUGGAUCUGAAGGUGCUGUUCAGCAGGGCCAUGGUGGUGACGGACUCCAGGAUGCCCAAGUUUAAGGUUUCGGGGGAGCUGCCCUUGCUCUCUGUGCGCAUUUCAGACAGCAAGCUGGGGGGCGUCCUGCGACUGAUUGACAGCAUCCCCCUCCCGGAGAGCCACCCCGCCCCCCGAACCACCCCCAUCCCAGCCUUGCCCAAGCCCCCCCGGCAGUCCUACACCCCCCAGUUGACCCCCAGGAAGCCCCCGAUGGCAGACCUGCGUAGCUCCCUCAUCUUCGAGUCCGGCUCAGAGGAGGAGCUCUUCUAUGAUGCUCCCAGCUCUCCGUUAGACGACAGGCCCAUGUUUGAUUUCCCGAGCGGCGGGCUCCAGCGCUCAGACUCUCAGAAGAGGAAGACUCUGGUGAAGAAGGACCCCAAGAAGAACAUGACCGACUUCCUCCUGACGUUUGAAAUCAGCCAGGUGUUGGUCCAGCUGUGCAGGGUGUCUGAGGGGCGUGAGAUCACUGUUCUGCACCUGGACAUCGAGGGGCUGGGGACCGAGCUGAAGCUGCGCACGUUCGACAUGUCCUCCAACACGUUCCUGAGGGAGAUCUGCCUCAAGUGCCCCGAGUACAUGGAUGGAGAGGAAAAGCCGGUUCACCUCAUCACCACUCUGGACAACACCGAGGAUGACCUUCUCACUCUGGAGUACAUCAAGGCCGACAAGAACGCUCCAGAAUUCAAGACCUUUUACAAGAACACUGAGCAGCUUAUAAAGGUGAAUUUCUCCUCUCUGGAUAUCCACCUGCAUGUGGAGGCUCUGCUCAACGCCAUGAACUUCCUCAACAACCUGAUGCCUCCUCCUAAGAAGGAGGCCCAGGAGGAGCCGGAGGAGUUGCCCACCAUCCUCGAGGAGGAGGAGGAGGGGAAGAAGGAGGAGACCACCAUCGCCAAGAAAAUCACGCCUAAGAAGUCCAAAUUUGAGGAUGUGGUGAAUUUGCACAUCAGAGCGGAUCUGUCCUGUUUGAAGGUGUUCAUCCGGGGGCAGAAGGCACGCAUCUCCGAGAUCAGCAUCGAGGGGCUUGUGUCUGAAGUGCAGAUGAAGAAGAAAGCAGUGGAGAUCUCGGCCAACCUGAAGAACAUCGUCAUACUGGAUUGUGACAAAGACGCCCUAUAUAAGAAGGCGGUGUCCAUCACGGGGAAGGAGGUGUUCGAUUUCCGCAUGAUCAACCACGUGGACGCCACGGAGGGCGACGCCUACUCGGACAUGAGUCAGGUGGACACCAGCGUCACCCUGACCGUGGGCUGCAUCCAGGUGGUCUUCCUCAACAAGUUCAUCUCCACCAUCCUGGCCUUCAUCAAUAACUUCCAGAUGGCGAAGGACGCGGUGGCGGAGGCGACGGCGCAGGCCGCGGAGAAGGCCGCCACGGGCGUGCUGGAGCUGGCCGAGCGGAGCACGCGCAUCUCGCUGGACAUCGACGUCAAGGCGCCCGUCGUCUUCCUGCCGCAGUCGUCCGUCUCCCGCAACGUCAUCGCCGCCGACUUCGGCCUGGUCACCGUGCAGAACCACUUCUACGUGGUGCCGUCCAAGGCGCACGCCAAAAUCCCCCCCGUCAUCGACGUGAUGAAGGUCGGGCUCAGCGACCUCAAAAUGUACCGGACCACGUUUGAGGGGGGGCGGUUCCAGACCGAGAUACAGCUGCUGAAGCCGGUCAACCUGGACCUGUCAAUCAGACGGAACCUCUCUGCAUCCUGGUACCACAGCAUCCCUGACAUCGAAAUCACCGCCCGCCUGAAACCUAUGAGCAUGGUGCUCAGUCAGGAGGACAUGACGGUGGUGUUGAAGACUCUGAGUGAGAAUCUGAGUGAGACGUCCGACGCUGUCCCUCCUCCUCCUCCUCCUGCUACGGAUAAAUCCGACACCUUGUCUGCCAAGGACUCUCAGACGUCCCACCCUGGAGCCAACACCGUGGUGACGGCUGCGGUUGUGGAGACGCAGAAGAGCUCUAAGCUGAAGACCACGCUGAAACUGGACUUCCAGUUCGACUCCAUGACCCUGGUUCUGUACAGCCCGAAUGACAAUGAGGCGCAGCUGCUGGACUUGCGGGCGGAGGAGCUGAAGCUGGCUGAGUUUCGGCUGGGCACCAUCUCCACCGCGGUGCAGAUGUACUCCGACAGCUCCAUGAAGGCGUCCGUCAAGCUGGCCAACUGCAUCCUGGACGACAAGCGGCAGAGGGUCAAAAUGAUCACCGCCAGGAUGCUGGAGAUGAAGCCGGGCUCGGACCGCAGCGUGAUGGUGGAGGUGAACUACAAGCAGGGCCGGGAGGGCACGGUGCUGGACACGCAGGUGCAGGACAUCUACCUGUGCGCCAGCAUGGAGUUCCUGCUCACCGUCGCCGACAUCUUCAUCAAGGCCAGUCAGCAGGGCUUCUCCGCCCCGCCCAAGACCACCAAACCCACCGCCUCCUCCUCCAAGGAGACAGCGCCAGCCCCGCCCGUCGUGGCUAAGACGGAGAUGAACGUGGUGGUGAAGAACCCGGAGAUCGUGUUUGUGGCGGACCUGACCCGGGCCGACGCCCCGGCCCUCGUCAUGACGACGCAGUGCGAGCUGCUGAUGCGCAGCGACCCGGAGGGCCAGAGCAUGACGGCGGCCGUGCGGGACCUGAAGGUGGUGGCGUGCCCCUUCCUGCGCGAGGGCCGGCGGAACAACGUCACCACCGUGCUGCUGCCCUGCCAGGUGUUCUUCCAGAGCACGCAGUCCCCCACCAGCCCCCAGGCCAUGGAGCUCAGCAUCAACUCCCUCACCCUCAAGGUGUCCCCCAUCAUCAUAAACACGGUGAUCACCAUCCAGUCGGCGCUGUCCCCGGCCCCGGAGACGCCCCAGGAGCUGGCCAGCCCCGUCCCGCCCAACCUGUGGGACAGGAAGAGCUGGCAGGAGCUGAAGCUGUGGUUCCUGGAGGAGGACAGCGAGGAGGACGCCCAGAGCCUGGUGCCGCUGGUGCCCCAGGGCGAGUCUCUGCGCAUGGCCAUCAGCUCCAUCUGCCUGACCCUGGAGGCCGGCGUGGGCCACCGCACGGUCCCCAUGCUCCUCGCCAAGUCCUCCUUCCACGGGGACGUCAAGAACUGGAGCACGCUCAUCAACCUGGAGAGCAAGCUCAACCUGGAGGUGCAUUAUUAUAAUGAGAUGCUGGGGGUCUGGGAGCCGCUGCUGGAGCCUCUGGAGGAUGAGAAGAAAGACGGGUUCCGGCCGUGGACCUUGGGGCUCAAGAUGAAGAAGAAGCAGGUGAAACACGAACGUGAGUCGGACGAAGUGGACCACACCGUGCCCGACUACAAGACCGUCAUCUGCAUCAGCUCCAAGGACCAGCUCAACAUCACCCUGUCCAAGUGUGGACUGGGCAUGCUCAGCAACCUGGGCACGGCGUUUGCGGAGGCUGCCAGUCAGACUGCGGAUCACUUCCAGAAGGACGAGGCCCCGCUGGUGGUGAUGAACCGGCUGGGCCUGGCAGUGUCUGUGCUGCACAGCGAGACCUUCAGCCCCAUCGGCACUGCAUCCUCCAACCACCGGGUGGAGCUGCCGGACGGCGAGAGCCUCAACAUGGACUACACCUCCACCACCACCACUGACCAGUUCUCUGCCAUGACCAGCCUGAGCAGCAAGGACUACUUCAUACAGCCUACUCCCGUGGGGCACACGGCGGCCAGCACCAUCCCGCUGAUAAAGGUGGGGCGGAGUAUGUUCAGCGUCGUGCACAAGGACUCGGGCGUGACCCGCUACCUGGUGUGCCAGAUCUACUCUGCGGAGGGCAGCAAGUACGUCAAGAUCCGCUCCCCGUUCCAGAUGAUAAAUUACUUCUCCAUCCCGUUCCGGGUGUUUGAGGGAUCCACGCUGCUGGGCAUGGCGUUGCCCAAAGAGGAGUACUGCAUCCCCCUGGGCUCCUACAGGUCGGUGCUCAGCCUGCAGCCUGUAACAGAGACUGAGGAAGAGUAUGAGGUGUCGGAGGGCUUCAGCUACGAAGGCUUGACCAAUCACACGGGCCAGUGCGUGCAGCAGACCUGCCGUCGCUCCGGCAACCCCGACUGCGUCAUGAUGAUCAACAUGGUCCCGCAGAAGGACCUGCUCACCUGCCACGGUUCCCACGGCAGCGAGGACGCCUUCGACGAGCCCUACAUCCUCCAGCUGUGGCCCACCGUCCUGCUCCGGAACCUUCUGCCCUACCCACUGACCUUCUCCCUGGAGGAGAACGGAGACCACGCCCCCAGCACGCUGCAGGCGGGCCACUCUGCGCAGCUGCACCUGGCCAUCGUGGACCGGUCGCGGCUGCGCCUGCGUCUGCGCGACUACCUGACCCAGGACUGGCAGGGCGAGUACCGGCUGCAGACCGGCCAGGACGAGAUCGCCUUCACCGUCUUCCGCUCCGUCGCCCCCGACGACGGGCUGCCGGGCGCCGAGGGGGUGGAGCUGGACAUCGCCGUGCACGUGACCUACGACCCCGGCCAGACGGUGGUGGCGGUGCACUCCCCCUACUGGAUGGUGAACAAGACGGACCGGCUGCUGCAGUACAAGGCCGACGACAUCCACAGGAAGCACCCGCGCGACUACGACAAGCCCCUCCUCUUCUCCUUCAAGCCCCGCAACUUCCUGCAGAACAACAAGGUGCGACUCAUGGUGUCGGACAGCGAGCUGUCGGACGACUUCUCCCUGGACACCGUGGGCAGCUACGGAGACGUGAAGUGCAAAGGUCGCGUGAAAGAUUACCUGGUGGGGGUAAAGAUCGACGCCAGCAGCUUUAGUCUGACACGCAUUGUGUCCUUUGUGCCAUUCUACCUAUUGGUGAACAAAACCAAGCACACCAUCAGAGUGAGCGAGGAAGACGAGGAAAACUGGACCGAAGCCCCACCGGACCAGGUGGCAGUGCCGUUCUGGCCCGAGAGGGACAGUAAGAAGCUCAAGGUGAAGGUGGAGGGCUGCCACUCCACCCCCCACACCGUCAACUUCCACAAACAGGAGAACUGCCUGCUGCUUCACCUGGACAACACGCUGGGCGGGAUUAUCGUGGACGUGAACCUGACGGAACAUUCCACCGUGAUCCGCUUCUCCGACUACCACGACGGCGCCGCCCCCUUCCUCAUCAUCAACCACACCAAGGCACAGACCCUGGAGUUCUACCAGAGCACGCAGAAGGAGAAGGACGAGCUGGGGCCCGGGCAGGCGGUGUACUACACGUGGGCGGAGCCUGCCGGCUCACGCACGCUCAACUGGAAGUGCGGGAACCACACGGGAGAGCUGCGCACCGAGGAGGAUUUGCAGCUGGAUGUGGACGGGAAGGGGAACCUGUUCCUGGUCUCCUUCUACGAGGGCCUCCAGCGGGUGGCGCUGUUCACGGAGGACAGCCGUGUCUACAAGCUGCUGUGGGAGAGCGAGAAGGUCGAGCCGGCUGAACAGGAAGUGGUCCUGUCCCUGCAGGAGGUGGGGGUCUCUCUGGUCAACAACAACACCAGCCAGGAAGUCUCCUACAUCGGCAUCACUAGCUCUGAUGUGGUGUGGGAGUCGAACGCGAAGAAGAAGUCUCGCUGGAAGCAGAUGAGCCAUAAGGACGCGGCUCAGCUGGAGCGCCACUUCCUGGAAUACAUCGAGAACAGCCCAGUGGACAACCUGAUCCUGGACCUGGAGAAUAACAUGCAGGUCUCCCUGACCCCCAGCGGUAAAGGAAUGAAAGUCCUGCAGCCGUACCUGUCGGACCUCAGGAGGAACUUCCUGCCGGGGGUGAAGGUGGAGUACAGCGUCUCCGCCCGCCAGAGGGCCUACCGGGUUCAGAUCAACCGCAUCCAGAUCCAGAAUCAGCUGCCCGGAGCCAUCUUCCCCUACGUAUUUUACCCCAUCAAACCCCCCAAGUCCGUCACCAUGGAAUCAGAACCCAAGCCCCUGACUGACGUCAGCAUUGUCACCAGAUCUGCUGGCCAUUCGGACAUUUCCAGAAUCAAAUAUUUCAAGGUUCUGAUUCAGGAGAUGGACCUGAAGCUGGAUCUGGGCUUUCUGUAUGCCAUCAUGGACCUGUUCACCCCGGAGAACGUCGGCAUUAUUUCAUCUGAGCAGGAGGUGGAGCUGUUUGAGAAGGAUAUCGAGUAUCUGAAAACUGAACUGAAUCAUGCCUCUGCCACCGACACAUCUCCCAUCAGUCUGUAUGAGUACUUCCACAUCUCCCCCAUCAAACUGCACCUGAGCUUCUCCCUGAGUUCGGGGGGGGACGAUGGCAAUAAGGAGAAGCGGGAGACGGAGGUCAUACCGGUGCAGUCCCUCAACCUGCUGCUGAAGAGCAUCGGCGCUACGCUAACCGACGUGCAGGACGUCGUCUUUAAGCUCGCAUUCUUUGAGCUGCAGUUCCAGUUCCGCACCACACAACAGCUCCAGUGGGAGGUCAUCAGACACUACUCCAAACAGGCCAUUAAGCAGAUGUACGUUCUGGUUCUGGGGCUGGAUGUUUUGGGGAACCCCUUCGGCCUGAUCCGGGGGCUCUCUGAGGGGGUGGAGGCCUUCUUCUACGAACCUUACCAGGGUGCUAUCCGAGGUCCGGAGGAGUUUGCGGAGGGCAUGGCUCUGGGAGUGAAGGCGCUGGUGGGCGGUGCUGUGGGGGGCAUUGCUGGUGCUGCCUCCAGGAUCACGGGGGCCAUGGCGAAGGGAGUGGCUGCCAUGACGAUGGAUGAGGAAUACCAGCAGAAGCGGCGGGAGGCCAUGAACAUACAGCCAAGCGGUCUGAGGGAGGGUCUGACCCGCGGCGGCAAGGGGCUGGUCUCCGGUUUUGUUAGUGGAAUCACAGGAAUCGUCACCAAGCCCAUUAAAGGAGCGCAGAAGGAGGGUGCGGCCGGGUUCUUUAAGGGGAUGGGGAAGGGGCUGGUGGGAGCAGUGACACGCCCCACGGGGGGCAUCAUCGACAUGGCCAGCAGCACCUUCCAGGGGAUCAAAAGGGCGACGGAGACGUCUCAGGACGUGGAGAGCCUGCGGCCACCGCGGUUCUUCCACGAGGACGGAGUCAUACGCCCGUAUAAGGAGAGGGAGGGCGUCGGCAGCCAGAUAUUACAGAGAAUUGAAAAUGGAAGAUUUGCCAAAUAUCGAUACUUCGCUCAUGCCAAGGUGAACGAAUCCGAUUUCCUGAUGAUCACUAAAAGCUGCAUAUUCUUCGUGACGAAAGGAACGUUCGGGCAGCUGACCUGCGAGUGGCAGUACUGCUUUGACGAGUUCACCAAAGAGCCAAUCAUCGUUGAGGGGAGGAGACUGCGGAUUGAAGCCAAGGAGAGAGUCAAGUCCGUGUUCCAUGCCAAAGAGUUUGGGAAGAUCAUUAACUUCAAAACUCCAGAAAUAGCCACGUGGGUUCUGGCCAAGCUAGAAGACGCAAGGGAGAGCCUGCCAAAAUACUGACCAGUGACUUCACGCCACCCAUCUCACACGACUCAACACAAACCACGAUGACCCAAUAGGACCCAAUCAAAAUGGCCUGACACGACCCAGUACAGCUCGACGCUGAAAAACACAACCCGGUGUGAUCCAUGACAAGCAAAUAAGAGCCAAAAGAAGUCCGUAGAAUCCAGUACAACCCUGGUUGAAUUUGCCAGGACCCAGUAAGAUGCAAUUAGACCCAACACAACAUAUUAUGAUCCAGUAUGAGCCAACAUGACAAAGAGUGGCUCCAACCAAACCACUAGAAUUACAUUCAACUUAACAGCUUGACCCAGAAUGACCCAACAAGGCUACACAAAAUUAUGCAAUCCAACGUGGUUUAAUACAACCCAGCACAAAGAAAAUGACCCUGUUUAGUUCAACCAUGACCCUACACAUAUACUCUACAAAAUGCAAUGCAGCCAGUGUCCUGGAGAUGGCGCUAUUGAGCAUAUCCCCACAUUCUCUCUCAGUGCCUUUAGUCCCUAAUGCAUGGAAGCAGAUCUGUUGUGCUGAAGUAUUUAGCAGUCUGCAGAUGAUUUGUUUGUACAAACUUGUUUGCUGUCCAAUAGGAGUAUCUCCUGUGCCUCAAGUUUAUAUUUUUAUUUUUGAAUUCUCUCCUUUUUUUGGGGGGGUUUCUUUUCUUUUUGUGAAGUGGCAGGUGCUCUUGGGCUGAUUGAGAACAGAGGGGUGUGUGACAGUACCCCCCCCCCUUUAACCUCGCGUGGUUUAACCAAGACCAUGAUCUUUUGCAAGGACAGGACUGUUACACGGAGACUUUUCAGUCAAGUGCCAUGGCCCCCCCACCUGUACCUGUGAAAGUGCCACGCCCAUUCCCCUCAUCCUUCAUCUGUCCGCAGUUGUGUUUUUCUACGGAGGACUUCUUACUGCCAGUUGUCUCGUGACCUUCUGCUACCCGCCGAGCUCUGUUUCCGCCCUCCAAACUCACGGCACGGCACGGCACUCAGAAAGAAGUGGGUUGCCUUGAAGAAUGGCUGCAGUGUUUACUUCAAAACUGGGCAGUGUCAGUUUCAGGAGCAGAGUGCCGCAGUGCCCGUAUGCAUCCGCAGGGGUUACAUUCCAAACGGCCAUGAAAUGAACAUUGACAUCGUGCAAAUCUGUGAUUCAGGCAAAUGUGGCAGUUGUUCAAUCUAAUGCAGCUUCUUAUCUUGGCUCCAUGGGUUUGGACUGUUGGGAUCGAGCGCCCAGAAAGCGUACUGCUCACUGCUGGGUGUGUGAGGAUUUGUGAGGGAGAAAACUCAGUAACCCACUAAAAGCAGAGUAAAGAUGAAGUUAACUGACAGAUCUGGUGGCUUAUGGCCCUCAGCUUGGGCUGUCUGGAGAUGACUGCCAUUGAUCUAUAGUGGAAGCCAUUGUGCUUAGUGGGAGCCAUUUUGCUAAGUGGAAGCCAUUUUUCUUGGUAGAAGCCAUUGAGCUUUUGUGCAAGCCGUUGAGCGUUUGUGGGAGCCAUUUUGCUUAGUGUAAGCCAUUGAGCUGUGUGUUCAUAAAGCCACAGGGAAAGGACAUGGUUUUCAUCUCAAUGUGUUUGGCCGUGAUACCCGAGGUUUGGGCGUAGUAACCAUAGUAACCAUAGUGUUACCUGAACCCAGAAUCAGAGACAUGGACGCCCCAUUCCAAACACAUACCUGUACCAACAGGAGUGGAAAUACACUCAUUCACACAUAUUCUCUCUUACACACACUCACAUACACACACACAGAAGCUCACAUACACACACAAGUUCACAUAUACACACAUCCACACGCACAAUCACAUUCGCUCACAUAGACUCACGCUCACAAACACGCUCACACAUACUCACAUGCCUCACGUACACACUCUUGCUCGCUCUCAUACACACAGACAGACAUUAAUACGAACACAUACACACACUUAUACACACUCCUAAACACACAGCCACAUAUACUCAUUCACAGGCACGUACACUAACCCACCCACACACAUAUUUGUGCUCCUGCAUGCAAAGUCUGGAAGUUUCCGGUGUCUAAUCUGCAGAAGCAUGUUAUUUUUAUAUUUGCGUAGAAAUUCCGACUGUACCAUACUGGGUUAACCCCCAACCUGCUGUGUGCUUUUACGACACUACGUGUAUAUAAAUAUUCAACUGUAGACUGCCAGGGUAUGGAUCUCACUGCAUAACACUAGUAAGUGGCUGUUGUCAUGGUUUUAGUGCACCUGGCGUCGACUUGAGUGGUGCUUUGCAAUGGAACAGCGAUGGUCAGUGAGGAAGAGGAGGGUGAAUACCUGAACCAUGCAGGGUUCACUACCUGCCAGUAAUCAGCCACAGGAAUCCGCUUUUUAAAUUUCUAGAUUAAAUGAAAGCACUAGAUAUAUUGAGUGAUAUGUUGGCUUACAUGAAGAAUGUUGUAUUGUCAGCCGGUGGAAGAGAAAAUAUGGCAAUGCUUAAAUUAUUAUUCCACGACCACGAUUUUUACAAUAAAAAAAUGAAAGUGUCU
Messenger RNA from Anguilla anguilla (European eel), 12216 nucleotides. It is a transcript of the gene vps13a, whose product is annotated as vacuolar protein sorting 13 homolog A. Gene Ontology annotation, biological process: protein retention in Golgi apparatus; protein targeting to vacuole; autophagy. The coding region runs from base 86 to 9724 and encodes 3212 amino acids. The record is from RefSeq and is a predicted model, not a curated record. Gene Ontology annotation, cellular component: extrinsic component of membrane. NCBI's taxonomy places the organism in Eukaryota, Metazoa, Chordata, Actinopteri, Anguilliformes, Anguillidae. The transcript has 71 exons.